AUCACAAUUCUGUUGAAGCUGAUCCCAGCUUAAGUGUUUUGCAAGAUGAAUUAGUACAAGAGAUGGAUAAUGAUAACUUCAUAAAAAAUUUUGAUGCAUUGAUGGUACCAUUAUUGAAAGAGAUUGAAGAAUGUGAAGCAGCAUUACAAGCCCAUAAACAGCAAGCUAUCUGGAAAUCCAAAGGAAAACUUGCUAUUUGUAAAAAUUCGAAUAACACUUCUCUUAUUCAGUUAGAUCAAAAACCAAUUACAAUUCAUACAGUGAAGCGUGAGAAUUUUGC
Messenger RNA from Cetraspora pellucida, 280 nucleotides. The record is from the annotation of a GenBank genome assembly. Lineage: Eukaryota; Fungi; Glomeromycota; Glomeromycetes; Diversisporales; Gigasporaceae.